AUGGCCAAAGAAAAGACGGGCAUCAAUGUCAUUGUCGUAGGCGCAGGCUUCGGUGGCCUCGCCUCCGCCAUAGAAUGCCACCGCCAAGGCCACACCGUAACCAUUUACGAAGCCUUCCCCGAGCUCAAGAUCCUCGGCGACAUCAUCUCCUUCGGCCCCAACGCCGGCCGCAUCUUCUACCGCUGGGGCGACGGCGCCGGUUCGGUGGUGAACCGCAUGCGGCCCCUCAGCAUCGACACGCGCGAGCACGGCUUCAACAUCCGCAAGUUCGACACAGGCGAGAUCGUCGUCAAUCAGCCCGCGGCGCAGUAUCCGUGGGAAACGCCUAGUUUGAACGGGCACCGUGGGGAGUUGCAUGAGGUUGUGUUUAAUCAUGUGAGGGAUGAGCUGGGGAUUCCGGUGCAUUUGGGGAGGAGGAUUGAGGAGUAUUUUGAGGAUGAUGAGGGGGUGGGCAUUGUGCUUGAUACGGGGGAGAGGGUACCGGCGGACGUGGUCAUUGCCGCCGAUGGAGUCAAGUCGAAAGCCCGCCAAGCUGUUCUCGGCUACGAAGACAAGCCUAAGAGCAGCGGUUACGCCGUCUGGCGCGCUUGGUUCUCCAACGAGGACAUGGUAGCAGACCCAGAAACAGCCCACUUCUGCUCGCGCGACACCUUCAACGGCUGGAUCGGCCCCGACAAACACUUCCUCUUCAGCACCAUCAAAGGCGGCCAAGACGUCUGCUGGGUGCUCACCCACCGCGACAUCCACGACAUCGACGAAUCGUGGUCCUUCCCGGGAAACCUCGACGAAGUCCGCGCGGCCCUCGAAGGCUGGGAUCCCCUCUGCACGCGCAUCAUUUCCAAAACACCCCAAGACCGCCUCGUGGAUUGGAAGCUCGUCUACCGCGACCCCUUACCCACCUGGGUGAGUCCCAAGGGAAGGAUUCUCCUGCUCGGCGAUAGCGCCCAUCCGUUCCUUCCCACGAGUGCCCAGGGUGCGGCGCAGGCUUUGGAGGACGCCGCUACGAUUGCCGUUUGUCUGCGGAGGGGAGGCAAGGCGGGCGUGAGCACGGCGCUGAGGACGCACGAGAAGAUUCGGUACGAGAGGGUGAAGAAGGUGCAGAAGACGGGGGAGUCGACGAGGGAUAUGUGGCAUAAGACGGAUUGGGAGGCUGUGAGGAGGGAUCCGAAGCUGAUUGAGUUUCCGAGACCGGAGUGGAUAUUUGGGCAUGAUGCCGAGAAGCAUGCCGAGGAGGUCUACGAUGAGGUGGCUGCUACGGUGUAG
Molecule: messenger RNA, 1263 nt
Organism: Scedosporium apiospermum
Lineage: Eukaryota; Fungi; Ascomycota; Sordariomycetes; Microascales; Microascaceae
Product: putative fad binding domain protein
Exons: 4
Coding region: 1-1263 (420 amino acids)
Biological process (GO): secondary metabolite biosynthetic process
Molecular function (GO): FAD binding; monooxygenase activity
Source: RefSeq, a predicted model, not a curated record